Molecule: messenger RNA, 2640 nt
Organism: Haliotis rufescens (red abalone)
Lineage: Eukaryota; Metazoa; Mollusca; Gastropoda; Lepetellida; Haliotidae
Exons: 6
Coding region: 198-2498 (766 amino acids)
Source: RefSeq, a predicted model, not a curated record
GCUUGGGACGUAAUCUCAGUUCUUCGGGAUCAGGUGGUGUACUGCGCAGGCGUUGUGCAUUCGGUGACCUACUUUAGUAAAGUGCAGACGUCAGACGUACUCAGGUGACGAAGCACCAGUGACGAGGUGACGAUAACUGUCGACUCCUUAUACCAGUUGAAGUGUCUUUGGAUAUAUAGCAUGAAGAACAUGAGAUCAUGAUCUUGGAGCAGAAUUUGAGGGAAGAGAAGAUGGUGGAGUUACCUCCCCUGUCUCUGUAUUCAAUGACCAAGCCCCAGUUGGAGGAAUUCCUUCCACGCUUGAUCAACAUAGCAUGUCCAGCCAGAACACCCACCCCACCAGCCAGCCAGUUCUACAAACCUGAGUGGUGGCCUGUGGACAUUCCCUGGGUUGCUCCAAGUGUCAAAGACAGUGAUGAUCUUUUAAAACAGUUUGCUGGUGGGGAAUGUGAAUCUACUGACAAACUUCGAAGUGUAGUCCAAGCAUGUUAUGAGUAUAUGGGCCACACUGAAUUGCUGACAAAGCCAAACACAACAGCUGAUCUGACUAGCCUGAAAAACAAUGCUGAUGUCCUGUCUGUGGAUUCUUCUGAUGAUGACUCUGAUGCGGAAGUUGUGGAUGUGUAUGUGUGUUUCUGUUGUGACCGCUGGUUCGGUGGCAAGAAUGGAAAGUCGAAGUUGGAGGAGCAUGUUCUCACCCACAUGGAAAAUGAAUACAGUGUCUCAACACAGUCUGACAAACCAUCUCACACUUCCCAGACAUGUGCUGUUUCUGUGCAAAGUAGUAAACCAAAAACACGGCCACCUAAGUCUACACCAUUUCUCCCAAGACCUCGAAAGAGACGUCCAGAAAUACCUUUGUGGAAGCGUCAAGAUUUGCCCUGCAACAAUGGAGUGCAUCAAUCUGAUUUCUUGAAAUCAUUUGGACUAUUAUCAAGCAAACAAGCCAAAAAUGUUGUGUCCAGGUCCAAGUCUGAUAUGGACAUUGAUUGUGAGAUAGUUGCUGUGGAAGGUUUGGACAGUAGGCCUUUGACCUCUCCACGAACACCAAGGUCCCUUAUGUCCCAGCUGAGUCGAGAUGGGGAGGGUACUUCCAGGAAGAGACUCAGUUUCUCAGUACCAGACGAUGCCAGUGAUGGUGAGGCCACUGAGGCGACUAGUCCAAGCAAGAAUAUUCAAGGAGCUCUUCUUAAUGUACCAUUUUCAUCACUUCUUGGGAAGAGAGUCAAGAAACACAUCAAACCUGACAGUUCAGUGUGCACAAUCAAAGAUGUGGAAGAGCACUGCUCAACAGUGGUUCGGAAUGGGUUUCUUGAUAAAUUGAGGUACCGUUCAAAUGACUAUCCUGUAACAUACAAAAAGAAACGGAAGCACUGUUUCAAACACAUACAUGAGUAUAAAUUCAAUAAGGAGCAAAAAGGUGAGUUCUUGAGGAAAGUAAGAACAGGACUGAACAAACGAAGCAGGCAGUUGAAGCGUCAAAUGGCCACAUGUAGAGUUGUGUUAAAAAGGGUGUCAAAGGAAGAGAUCCAGUUUUGGAAGGAGAAAAAGAGCAGCCUUGGAGCUGAAUGGAUUGAUGAUGAUAUCAGCAUAGUGGAAGUACAGCCUCCUCCCAUUGCUGACAGAUCUAAACUGUAUUAUUGUACCAAUACUGGUGUCACUCGCGAGGUAAGACCAAUGCCCAUGCAGGCCCAAAGACGUCAUCAGAACAUUCUACAGCUCAGAACUCAGCAGAAUGCUAGGGUAUCUGGUGCAGUACCUUCGCAAUAUUGCAUCCAGCCCAGACCACAGUUUCUUGUGAGAAAGGUAGAGAAACAGUUUAACGGUCACCAGUCGUCAAAGUUGGUGUAUGUACCAAUUAAUGAACAGCCAGCUGGUCCCAAGAAGAGAGUUGAUUCUCAUGGGAAGAUUCCUCACAGUGGUCAAAUGGUCAAGACAUGGGGUGAACAUACCAUGGUUGCCGACAGAAGAUUACUUGGUCCAGCAAGUUCCAGCAGAAGAAAGCAACAUUUCUUAAACUUGAGGAAAGAACUGGCUGAUGAUAUUUCCAUUCACAGUCAGUCUUCAGAUGAGGAUUAUGGGAAUGUUAUGGCAAAGUCAGUCCAAAGAUCACUUAUUCAGAAAAGAGACUCGCCUGUUCCUCACAUGGUUAUGUCUGCUUCAGGUGGAUACAUAAAAACUGUUGCAGCUCCUGAGGCUGUGAAGGCCUUUGGGAAUAAGGUGCCUGUGACCAAUGUGCCAACACAGAGACAUUUUACCUCGCACCCAGUACAAAAGAGUGAUUCACCCAAAUUGUGGUCUGUGAAACCCAGGCCAGAACCAUCUAGUUUAGGGUAUAACACAUCCACAGGCAUGAGCAUAUCACCUGUUUACAAGUCUGAGGCUGCCAAAAUGAAGAGUGGGGGGACAAGUGUUCCUAUGUGUACUGUGAAAACUAAAACUGUCCAAGCACCUCCAUUGCACAUUGUUGAUGAUGUUAUUUAUAUUGAUGAUGACUGAAUUAAAAAAUGGAGGUAUGAAAUACUUCCAACUACAAUGUGUUUUAAGUGACAGCAUUGAAUGCUUUUAUAACUUAGACAGUUUGUGGCAUUAUGUUUUCAUUUCAGAUGAUGAAUAAACAUAAAUAAAGUAUUGCAGUGUG